AACAGCAGUUGUCGUAAAACGUUUGCGACAGUCGGCAGAAACAUUAUUUACGUCACUGUCAUGGCGGCGUACGGAGGCAGUUUUGAAAGUACCAACAACAUCGAGGCUCGAAAAGAAUUUAAAAGGAGAGCUAGGGAGGAAGUUGUUCAAAAGGCCAAAGAGAAGUAUGAGCAGGAGGAGAGGCGCAAGGAGCUGAAGAGGGCUCGCGGCGAGGACACUUGGAUGCUCCCCGAUGUCGAUCACAGGCUGCAGCAACUGAAUGUGGAAACGACAGGGAAAAGCAAGAAGAAAAAAGAGAAGAAGGCCAAGAAGAGCAAAAAAGAGAAAAAGGAGAAGAAGAAAGCCAAGAAGGAGUGCAAGAAAGCAGCCCAGGAUGGAAGUGCAUCUGACAGCUCUGAGGCGUCUGCGGACGAGUGGGUGGAAGCUCAGCCGACAGGCCCGGAGAAAGCCUGGAAGAUCUCCAGCAGCAGUGAAGGCAAAUCCUCCGCCAGCACCCCCAGCAACCCAGCCGACAGUGAGCAGAGAGACGAGUGGAUGACCUUUGACUUCCUGGCCAUGAAGACCACGUCAAUAGCUGAACGCCGUGCGGAGAAAGAGCGUUUGAAGGAGGAAGAGAUGGAGAAAGCACGUGCCAUUGAGGAGGCUGGUCUUCACAAACUUGAACUUAAUCCUUACUGGAAGGAUGGAGGGAAGGGCCUGCCCCCGGAGGAGGGUGCUGGAACUGCACCUUCUAAAGCGAUGUUGGUUAAUGAUGGAGGCCUGAGCUGGCUUAGGAAGUCUUAUCAGCGAAUGAAGGAGCAGGCUGAGAGAGAGCAGCGCAGUCUGGAGGCAGUGGUGUCAGAGAGAUACGGGUCCAUGGAGGAGUUUCAGCAGAGGCUACAGGAGGCGGAAAAGCUGGCUUAUGGAGAGAGAUCAGGGGGUGGAGGAAGAGGAGGAAGAGGAAGAGGAGGAGGAGAGCGAGGGUGGGACAGAGAGAGGUGGAGGAGAGGCGUCCAUCAUUCGUCAAACAGCCGGGACAGAAGGUCGCCCCCUACAGACCAGGACAGGGACUGCAACCGGGAGAGGGACCGAGACGACGACUGGGGACGUGAUUGUGAUCGCGACCGAGAUGGAGACCGAGGCAGAGGGAGGGACAGGGACGGGAACUGGAGACGGGACAGAGAGAACGAUGGCGACCGAUCGGACAGAGGACGGGGGGAGGACAGGGCCUACCAGAGAGACUGGCGCAGAGACCGGGACAGAGACCGAGAGGACGGCAGGAUGGACAGGGGCCGGGACGACCACAGGAGGGACCGAGACGAACAGGCAGGUAGGAGCACCGACCGAGACAGAAGACCCCGGGACGACCCAGCAAGACCCCGACCCGACGUCUCCCGACCCCAGCAAGACACCCCUCGGCCCGGCCGUGACCAGGGCGCAGCCUCCCUUAAGGCCCGGUUCCUGAAGCCCUCAGACCCAGAUGAGGACGAGGCAGGCAGGUCCAGCUGGGGCAAGAGGCCCUCGGCCUCGAAGGCUUCCUCUGGCUUUAUGAAGCCCAGUGACGACGAUGAUGACGGUGCGGCCAGCGCCCCAGCCUGGAGGAAAAACACCACGCAACCCAACCCUUCACAGGGGAAACAGGAAGUGGAGAGGGGCGUCACAGCAGAGAGGAGGCCACAGACUGACCCUAUGGCUCAAACAUCUGGCUCAGCACUGGUAGAAAAAAGUCAAGACAAGAAACCAUCAGAGAGCCCACCAAGUUCCCAGAGUGAGGAAGAGGAGGAGGAGGAGGAGGAGGAAGAUGCCCCCAUCUUGACUGAUGAGGAGAUGAACAAGCUGGGAGCCAAACUAGUCAAGGCAGAAUUAAUGGGAAACACGGCCCUGGCUGACAAAAUCAAAGCACAGCUGGAAGCGGCCCGUGAAGCCAAGGAGAGGCGAGCUCAGAGGCCAUCAGGACUGCAGGCAGGAAAAGCCCAGGUAUCUGGUGGAUCUCAGGAACCCGAGGAAGUGGUUCUGUUCCGGACCGACCACUCAGGUCGUGCCUGGCCUGUUAACGCUCCCUCAGAAUCCCUGGAGCCUAGAGAAGGGCGCAGGAAGAAGAAAGCGAUUGAGACACACCGUGAUGGAGAGCGUGUGCGUUAUUUCCAUGACGAUGACGGUAUGGACCUGCAGGAGAUGGUGAGGAGGGAGAAGAUGAGCUCGGCGGAGGAUCAGAAUGCUCUCUACUCGCGCAUGGCCGCCAAGAUGAUGGGCAAGCAGGACGGUGACAACUACACGCUGGACGACAUGUUUGUGUCGAGCGCGGCACAGCGGGAGCGUUCGGGCGUGGACGAGGAUCGGCAGCGCAGCAAGGCCAUCCACGAGCACCGGCGGCUCGCCGCCCGCAUGGACAAGUGCCCCUACUGCUUCGACAACCCCGAGCUGCCCAAACACCUCAUCGUUGCCAUCGGGGCUAAGGUGUACUUGUGUCUGCCCAACAUGCUGUCCCUGACAGAGGGCCACUGCAUCAUCGCCCCCCUGCAGCACCACUGUGCAGCCACUGGUCUGGAUGAGGACGUGUGGACCGAGAUGCAGAUGUUUAGACGCGCACUGGUGAAGAUGUUUGAGGACCAGGACCAGGACUGUGUGUUCAUGGAGACACACAUGAGCCUGAAGAGACGGAUGCACAUGGUGUACGAGUGUGUUCCCCUGCCUAAAGAACUGGGGGACAUGGCCCCCAUAUACUUCAAGAAAGCCAUCAUGGAGUCUGACGAGGAGUGGGCCAUGAACAAAAAGGUGGUGGACCUGUCGCAGAAGAACAUCCGACAGGCCGUCCCCAAAGGCCUCCCGUACUUCUCUGUGGACUUUGGUCUCCAGGGCGGCUUCGCUCACGUCAUUGAGAAUGAGCAGAAGUUCCCUCACUACUUCGGAAAGGAAAUUCUGGGGGGGAUGAUGGACCUGGAGCCCCGUCGCUGGAGAAAACCCAUCCGGGAGAACUUUGAUGACCAGCGCAAGAAAGUGCUGCAGUUCGCCCAGUGGUGGAAGCCCUUCGACUGCACCAAGACCGAGUGACCGAGGUCAUCCAGGCACUUAAGUGUGAGGAUCCAUACAAGAGACGAUGUAUGGGGUUUUAUUGGACAGCAGGACUUUUAAGACAAGCAAGGGAUGUUAUUUGUCAGGACUAUUUGGCCUCUCCUAAAGAGAGGACAUUGCAGAUAGGCCCAAGAACGAGGCCCCUCUCUUUGUCUUGUGUUAAUGUGUCAGUAUAGAGAUUUCACAUUUAAAGAUUCUCUUCAGCCAACGUGACAUAAAACAAUAAAAGAUGUCAUUUUAA
Messenger RNA from Alosa sapidissima (American shad), 3292 nucleotides. It is a transcript of the gene cwf19l2, whose product is annotated as CWF19 like cell cycle control factor 2. The coding region runs from base 61 to 3030 and encodes 989 amino acids. Gene Ontology annotation, biological process: mRNA splicing, via spliceosome. The transcript is spliced from 18 exons. Gene Ontology annotation, cellular component: post-mRNA release spliceosomal complex. The record is from RefSeq and is a predicted model, not a curated record. Lineage: Eukaryota; Metazoa; Chordata; Actinopteri; Clupeiformes; Clupeidae.